Anisakis simplex (herring worm) is the source of this 1131-nucleotide messenger RNA. NCBI's taxonomy places the organism in Eukaryota, Metazoa, Nematoda, Chromadorea, Rhabditida, Anisakidae. The record is from the annotation of a GenBank genome assembly.
AUGUCAGCGAAUAAUUGCUUGGAUGUAGGUGGUGAUGCACUUCGCAUGGUUGAUGUGGAUGAUAUGGUUGAGACGUUAGCGACACAAGCAAAAGGCCCAUCUAGUGAUGCAUUAGAAGUGGAGUGUCGUGCUGAGUACUCAUCUCGUGCAGUCACUUCGAAUCUUCCAUCAAAUUCUGAUUGGAAUGACAUCCUGGGUAGUGGUCAGUUGUUCACUAAGGUUAUACGGGAUGGUAGUGGACCAAAGCCACGUAACGGUCAAGAAGUUACGAUCCGUGUCGUAGAUCGUAAAUUAGGCAUUGACUCAAUAGAAAAACACACAUUUGUUCUUGGUUUCAGUAUGGUUAUUGAUGCUUGGGAAUUGGUUGUACAGUUGAUGAACGAAGGCGAAGUGGAUAUGGUAAAAGCAGAAUCUCGUUUUGCAUAUGGCAGCGUUGGUGAUCCAUUACGGAACAUUCCACCCUACCAACAGAUGGAGUAUUCUGUGGAACUUCUCAAAGUGGGUACUGCUCUCACCUUCUCGGAUAUGCCAAAAGAUGAACUUAUCGCGUAUAUAGUGAAGUUGAAAGAACGUGGAAAUUAUUACUACACUCGGAAAGAAAUCGACAAAGCUGUUUUUGUUUACAAAAGAUGUAUAGAUAUCAUCAAUAUUCCAGACGACGACGAGAUUCUUCGUGGUAUUUUCUCUGUUAUCUACUCGAAUUUAGCUGUUUGUCAUGCUAAGUUGUGCGAUUGGAAAAUGACACUGGAGACAUCGAACGAAGCGCUCAAAUUGAACGCGUCGAAUACAAAAGCGCUUUUUCGACGUGCGAAUGCAUAUGCGAAUUUGAAUCUUGUUGAUGAAGCGAUUGAAACUCUGAAACUAGCUAGUGCUAUUGACCCGGACGAUGCGUUGAUUUUGAAAGAAUUGCGUCGAUUGAAAUCGAGACAACGAUUGUGUCGUGAACAAGAACGUUCAUUAUACAAACGUAUGCUGAUCGGUUCUUCGCCCAACGACGACGAUGUUACUCGCAGCGUCGCUGGCGGUGGCAUGCGUCGCUUGACUGCCUCUGUUCGAUACGCAUUACUUGCAUUUUUUGUAAUGGUGUUUGCCUUAUUCAUUCACUUCUUCAGAAUUUAUAUGGGCUCAUGA